UCGACCUCUGAUAGGCUCAGCAGAGCGUCUCAUCCGUCUUUUAGGAAACCCUUGAGUUCACAGGAUUCAGCUUGGACGUGUCAUGAGUACAGAAAACCGAAAGGAGACUAUUGAUAUAGGUGACUUUAUUCACUCGUUGCUCUUAAAGGAAAUCUGUCGUGAUUAACCUUUAGAGUCGUUUAGGUGUUGUGUUGGAUCUUGGCUCUUUCACAUGUGAGUUUUACUCCAGCAAUGGAACCCUGGCCUAUUAUGGCCUGGGGCUUAAUGCUGAGUGCCAUCACUGGCUGGAUAAAAACGGUUCAAUCCAGGGACUUCACAGAAAAAGACAUAAUUUUCCUUCAUCCCUCCACCACUCCAUAUCCAGGAGGAUUUAAAUGUUUUACUUGUGAAGAUGCACCUGACAACUAUGAAUGCAAUCGAUGGGCUCCAGAUCAGUAUUGUCCAAGAGAGAGCAGAUACUGCUUCACACGUCAUACGAUGAGCUGGAAUGGAAGCACGGUUGCGGUGACGAAACGCUGCGUGGCGCUGGAUGACUGUCUAACAACAGGGUGUUCUGAUAUAGAUCAUGAAGGAAACAAGGUGUGCACAUCCUGUUGUGAAGGGAACAUCUGCAACUUGCCCCUCCCGCGAAAUGAGACUGACGCCAUUUUUUCCACCACGUCCCCCAUUAACAAGAGCUUGAGACUAACACAGAGUCACGUGCUGCUGUCUGUUUGUAUCUUCAGUUUGUUGCUCCACAGUAUUAAAUAAGAGACUCGUCCAUGACGGAUAAAACCUUCAUGGCAGAAAGUUGACUCGUUCCAGUUGGGCUUUACGUUCCUUAAAAUGAAGUGUUAAUUGUUCAACUUUUUUUCAGUUGAUAAAAAGGUUUCGUGAUUUCUGCAUUAAUGUUUGCUAUGUGAAAAUCCAGGAUGUGCAAGCGUCAGUAAUGUGGGUUCAAAUCUUUGGAGCCAUGUCCCUUAAACUGUGUGAAAAAUUCAGAAAGGGCAAUGUUGGGGUAGAAAGUGGGAUAUUUAUGUCAAAACUGAAACAAACCUGCACAAUUUUGUCUUUAAUCAAUGUGAGUUGUGUUUUAUACAUUUGUAUAGAUAUAUUUAUUUUUUUAUCAUCCAUUUGUUGUAGGAAACCUUAACAGUUUGUUAAAUGUUAUCCCUGUAGAUAAAGCAUUAUGCAAGAGGUCAAGCUACACA
This is a messenger RNA of Misgurnus anguillicaudatus (oriental weatherfish), 1190 nucleotides long. It is a transcript of the gene lypd6, whose product is annotated as LY6/PLAUR domain containing 6. Gene Ontology annotation, biological process: positive regulation of canonical Wnt signaling pathway. The record is from RefSeq and is a predicted model, not a curated record. Lineage: Eukaryota; Metazoa; Chordata; Actinopteri; Cypriniformes; Cobitidae. Gene Ontology annotation, molecular function: acetylcholine receptor inhibitor activity.